This is a messenger RNA of Ictalurus furcatus (blue catfish), 1300 nucleotides long. Its product is annotated as calcium uniporter protein, mitochondrial. Gene Ontology annotation, molecular function: calcium channel inhibitor activity. The transcript has 8 exons. Gene Ontology annotation, cellular component: mitochondrial inner membrane; uniplex complex. Gene Ontology annotation, biological process: mitochondrial calcium ion homeostasis; calcium import into the mitochondrion. Bases 152 to 1156 code for a protein of 334 amino acids. The record is from RefSeq and is a predicted model, not a curated record. Lineage: Eukaryota; Metazoa; Chordata; Actinopteri; Siluriformes; Ictaluridae.
GCUCUUCGGAAGGAGGAGCACCUGGGGAGCAGAAAGAAAAGAAACCGAUUACAAAAAGUGAGAGGAAAAUCGUAUAGACACAGCUACUCCUUACCGGAUAUAAAUGAAGGCGAUAUCUUGAAGUUGUGCUACAGUUUUUUCCCCUCCAGUCAUGGCUGCUUCAAGAACGGUUUUCAAACUGUUUGGAUUUUACCGCAGUCUUCCACAGAGCUGUGCCGUGUUUAAAACAAGCGCUAAUCCUCUGCAAACGCUCAGCCAGUGGAGUCUCCCAUACGCCUGCUGUAGCACUGUAGCACCAUCUAGUGAUCUUUCAGUGCAGUACAGACAUGGCCGCCCAGUACUGGCUCUGCCUCUGCCUUCCAGACAGGAGAAAUGCCUGUUCCACCUGAGACCUAUGAUCUCAACUGUCAGUGACUUUAUUCAUGACAUCCAGAGAGAGGAUCCAGGCAUCUCAACAGCUUCCGUACUCACCACAGAUGGUGUGAGGAUUGCCUCCACUACAUCAUUGUACACUCUUCUCAACAAGGACUUCCAGCUGUGUAUCAAUGGAGUCGUCUACAAUGUCCAAGCAGCACCAACAGAGUCAGUGCCAAUUGAGUCAGUGACGAGCGUGACAGAUAUGAAGGACAUGGUGCACAUGUUACACACAGCGCUGAACCUGCCUAAGCAUCACCUGAUAAAGGAAAGGCAGCUACAGCAGAAACUGGACAUUCUGAAACAAGAACUCAUGCCUCUAGAGCAGAUGAAGACUCAUCUUGUCAUGAGAGCUGAGCACAGGUCUUCGCGUGCUCUCUGGACCGGCUUGGCUCUGCUCUCAGUGCAGGGUGGAGCUCUGGCCUGGCUCACAUGGUGGGUUUACUCCUGGGACAUCAUGGAGCCUGUCACCUACUUCAUCACCCUCUCCACCAGCAUGGGGGUCUACGCCUACUACGUUCUCACCAAGCAGGACUAUGUUUACCCAGAUGCAAAAGACAGGCAGUUCCUUCAUUAUUUCUACAAAGGCGUCAAAAAACAGAAGUUCAGCGUGGAGAGAUAUAACGCACUCAAAGACGAGCUGGCUUCGGUAGAGGACGACUUGAGACGUUUGCGGAACCCAAAUCGACUCCAACUGCCCGUGGAACAACCCGAGCCCAACAGUCAUGCUGCACUUCCAUAAACAUUAUACCCUAAUAAUGGUGUUAUUUAUAAUACUGUUUACAGAUAUUAUUUCAUGGCCUACUUUUAGAAAACACCACAUUUAUUGCAAUAAUGUGCAUUAUUUGGAACAAAAAGAGAUUGAAAUAAAAACACUUAUACUGGA